CUAAAGGGUUUAAACUGGUAUUAUUGGCCAACAGAUUGUAGUCUGAAUUGGUGGAAAUCUUGGUUGAUAAUUUUAUAAUAAGCUCGAAUAUUCACAUGAUUGUUUCUGAUGAAUCGUAUUUGCCUUUUGGCAUAGCUGGACAGAAGUGGACUGUAAAUAUCACUUUGACGUUGAUUAUUUCCUUGCUAUUGGUUAUUUGUUGAGAUGUCUUGUUUUUUGCGGCUAGAUUUGAAUAUUAAUCAAAUUAAUGACUAGAAAAUUUAUUUAUGAAUAAUUAUGGGCGACAGAAAUGGUUGAACGAGCAAAUUCAAGGUACUGAGUUUGAAGUCGUGAAGAUACUGAGUUUCAAUAAAAAUAUUGUUGUUUAUUAUUUAUCAGUAAAUCAAGAUGAUUCAAAUUAUGGUAAUUAUGGUGAUUGGUAAAUGAUGUAUAGUUUACUCAUUUAAACUGAUUGGCAGUUGGAAAGUUGACUCUAGAUGAUUUAGAAGCGGGUUUGAAAAGAUCCUCCCAGUGAGUUAACCUUGCGCUGCCAAUACUGAUGAAUGUUGAAAAAUCAUUCAUUCGUGUGCUGUAAUAUUGAGUAACUUGAAUCAUAAAAUAGCCCAUAAGAUGGGUCAAACCAGAAAAGGCGGACUCGUGAUGGUAAAGUUGUAUUUUUAUGAUUUAAAUGAAGAGAUAGGAGGAGAAAGCCAAGAAGACUAAAAACCCGGAAAUUUAUAGCCAAGAAUCAUUCAUUUUAAGCGACGCUCAGUUCACCAUUAAGGUCGACCUGUUAUUUUUAACCGACUUUAAAUAUCCAGCAAUUGAAUCCAAUUUAAUCAUUUAAUCACAAGUGUCUUGUUAAUCUCAGUUUAUUUUCACAAUUGUAAUCAAAAUGGUAACUGAAAAGUCAAUUUUAUCGUCCAAUUUUACCAAUAAGUUAUCUCCAUCAGUCAAGGAAAAAGUAAAUGAGGAAAUCAAAAGAUGCUCAUCAACAGCCGAACCAGCGGUUGAAAGUGCCAAAUGUAAAUCAAAUGAGGAAAAAUUGUAUCAAGAAUCGUUGGCUCUUUACAAAAAGCUAAAACAAGAAGGAUAUUAUAUUCAUGGCGAUAAUGGAUCAGAUGGAAAUGUUAAACCCAAAUGGUUUGACCAAAAGUUGUUUGAUUUGGGUAAACAUUUGGGACAAAAGUAUUUCUUCUCGUGCUUUUUCGGCCACUUGUGCGGUGUCUACAUCUUAGUUCAAAUCCCAUCCAUUUAUGAAACUUUACUGACAACAGGCAAUUCCCGAACCAUUUCAACAUUAUUUAAACGUUAUCUGUCAACACUUAAUCACGUUAAAUCUUGGUAUGAUGGUGAUGUUUGGGAUCCUAAAAGUCCAGCCUAUGAAUCGGUCGCAGCUGUCCGUAAGAUUCACAAAUUAGUUUCCAAGCGAGUCAAUGAAGGAAGAAAGGAAGGAGUUGAUAAGGUUGCGAUAUCACAGUUUGAUAUGUUUCUGACUUUGUGGGGUUUUGUUGGAAACACUUAUUUACAUCCAAAAGAAACUGGAUUUCCAGAUGAACCAGGGAAUAUGAAAGCUUGGCUUCAUUUUUGGAGAGUUAUUGGCUAUUUGAUGGGAGUCGAUGACAAGUAUAACAUAUGUGAUGAUGAUGAUAUGGAUCGGACUGGUUCCAUGAUGCAAGUUGUUUGGGAUCAAGAGUAUAAACCAUUGUUGAUCAAUAGGGAUCCAAGUGUAGAGAAGGGCAAAAUUAUGUGUGAUUCAAUUAUUGAAUCAAUGAGAGCCAUUUUACCGAUCCUUUCAACUCCAGGUUUCAUUAAAUAUUUUCAUGAAAUGCAUUGCGUUGAAUCACCGGUAGAGCUUGAAACAGUUGGUGCCAAAAUGGGUCAUCGUGUUUUAAAAUUGACAAUGUCAAAGUUGCUUCCAUCGACAAUUGGUGAGGCAAUUUUUAAUCUACUCUUGAUUAGAUCAGUUAACCGGUGUAAUGCCAAUGUUGCCAAAAUUCAGAAAAAUCUUGAAGGCAAAGGGCCGAUAAAUGAAGCAGAUUCAAAUUUUACAAGUGAUUCAGUCAACACCAAUAUGAACGAUACUCCAUCCAAUCUUGAUCCAAUUUCAAGUGAUUGUUAAACUCAAUUUUUUGUUACUCGUUUUACCACUUUCCUUUCUUGUUUACCAGACUUACAUUUAUAUUUGUAUAUUUAUUAAACUAUUUGAUGGUUAAAAAUCAUUGAAUUUGAUAUUAAACUUUAAAAAUUUAAACAAGGUUAA
Messenger RNA from Tetranychus urticae (two-spotted spider mite), 2242 nucleotides. RefSeq lists its product as uncharacterized. Gene Ontology annotation, molecular function: oxidoreductase activity. NCBI's taxonomy places the organism in Eukaryota, Metazoa, Arthropoda, Arachnida, Trombidiformes, Tetranychidae. The record is from RefSeq and is a predicted model, not a curated record.